Messenger RNA from Rhizopus microsporus ATCC 52813, 617 nucleotides. RefSeq lists its product as uncharacterized. Bases 1 to 612 code for a protein of 203 amino acids. The record is from RefSeq and is a predicted model, not a curated record. The transcript has 2 exons. NCBI's taxonomy places the organism in Eukaryota, Fungi, Mucoromycota, Mucoromycetes, Mucorales, Rhizopodaceae.
AUGUCAUCAAUAGCGGGAUUGGCCUUAGAUGAAGAUGAGAACCCACGUAUGCGCGUUGACAGAUUAAUUCCUUUAACCAACAGUUCUGUUUUGCCAGAUACGAAGGAGGGCCUCAAUGUGAUCGUUCUGUCUCCUGGAGCUGAUUUCACUCCUUCUUCAGCUCUUCUGGAACAUUGUCCCUUCAUUGAGGAAGGCUUCUUUUGUCGUCCUCUUCCAGAUACUGAACGCCGACGUUUCCUAUUUGAAUGCCCUAAGAACACCAUUCGCUCGUAUGAUCCUUCUGAACUCAAUAAAGUUAACCUGUCGAGUCCCGCUGGCUACUUCGACACUCAAUGCACGGUGUCUAGUUUCUUCUAUCUGGUCUUACUUGUCCUUUUGACUGAUUUGCCUAUCAACUGGUUCACAGUCAUUGGGAUCUUGACACUACUCGUCAGUGAUCUCUGGAAUUCGUCAAGGCUAUUCAAAAGAUUUUAUCCGAACUGGCGUUGCACGACACCAAGGAAUGUACUCCCAACAUGCUCAGGAAAAUUUCUGCUUCUUGUGGCCCGCCUUCCGAUGAACCUCAGAGCUACCUCUUGGAUCCCAAAGACACGAUGGACCACACCAUAUUGACUCAG